Molecule: messenger RNA, 837 nt
Organism: Neoarthrinium moseri
Lineage: Eukaryota; Fungi; Ascomycota; Sordariomycetes; Amphisphaeriales; Apiosporaceae
Exons: 1
Coding region: 1-837 (278 amino acids)
Source: RefSeq, a predicted model, not a curated record
AUGCCACCCGCCGGCAGCGCGGCCCCAGGAGGCCCGGGUGCCAACCCGGCGCCCCGGUUCAAGACGGACAUGAACUCGAUCGCCAUGCUGAUGGCCAAGCGCUCGCAGCCGUCGUUCCUAUCGCCGAAGCCAUCGUCACUAUCGUCGUCAUCAUCAUCGAAGCCCCCCUCCCAUGGCCAACAACAAGCAGCAGCGGCACCGCCCCAGACCAAGACGCCCGCGCAGCUGGUCGCGCAGGCCGAGGACCUCGAGGUCGACCGCCUGGCGCAGUACGACGACAACAUGGGGCUGGGCAUGUUCAAGCCCGAGAACCGGCGCGAGCGCGAGGACACCCGGCAGAAGGAGCGCGACGAGCGCCGGCUGCGCGGGCGCCUGGGCCUGCUCAAGGGCAAGGGCAAGGGCGCCAGCGGCGGCAAGCCGUCCGAGUGGGACGCCGUGAGCGGGGUGGCGGCGGCCCGCGCCCGCGCCGAGAGCGAGGACGAGGACGAGGGCCGCAGCGGCGUGGGCCGGGCCAAGAAGCGCAAGCGGGUCGCGGUCGAGCCUGAGCCCGAGCCCGAGUCGGCCGAGCGGGGCGGCGACGAGGGUGGUCGGCGGCAGGCACGUGGGGCCGUGGACAGCAGCGUGGAGGAAGCUGGAGACAAGGACGUCCAGAUGGUACAAGCAGAAAGUAAGGGUGUGGAAGUACCCGAGGACCCGCAGGUGCAAGAUGGGGAUCCGGAGUCUUCGAGGGCGGAGGAAGUCUUGACGGCGAAACGGAAGCGCAAGAACAAGACCAAGAAGAAGAAUAACAAGAAAAAGAAGGUCAAGAGCCAGGCGAAGGAACCGGAUAGCGAGUAG